AUGCCAGGGCUCAGACCAACACAGCAAGAUAUCGAUCAGUUCGUUGCCAUCACUCAAGCAAGUCCUGAAGACGCUGUUCACUUCCUAGAAUCUGGUACUACUUUAGAGGGAGCGAUAGAAGAUUUCUUUGCCGCUCAAACAGCUUCAGAACCUCUUAACCCACAUCAGCAAGACGAAGAAGACGCCGAACUGGCUUUAGGUUCACCCAGUAUGUCCGACGAUAAUUCCAACAACGCCCCUGCUCCCACUGGUGGACCAAGAACGCUGGGCGGCGCAGCUGCAUCUGAACCAUUACCUGCAGGAUGGGGUCAGCCUGAAAGGUCAAGGUUCGGGAGGAUCGGGGAGAGUAGGGACGAGGAGGAGGAACCUAGAGGUGGAGAUGAUCCCGAAGAGUUGUAUGCGGGUGGAGGCAGAAGUGGCUUAGCCGUUCAAAAUCCUGAUGAUCAAAGAGGGAGUGGUAACUCUCUGGUAGAUAAUAUCCUUCGUAUGGCUAGCCAAAAUGGUCCCAGAUCUCCUCCAGCUGGCGGAGCACCCAAACCCCCUUCAGCAUUUAGAGGUUCAGGUCACACUCUCGGUUCAGACGAGGCCCCUUCAACCGAAGUUCCAGCGACCGGUUCGGCUCCCUCUGGUUCUACACCUGUGCCAUCUAUCCCUGGCGUUGCGGGAGUAACUCCCUCUAUGAUGGAUAAUCUUCUCGCCGGUAUGUUCGGUAGAGGUGCAGGCGCUGGAGGUAACGGUCCACCCACCUCGGUAGAAGAUGAAGAGGAUGACGACGACGAUGAUGAUGAGAACGUCCAAACUCGACGAUUGACAUUUUGGAGAAAUGGGUUUUCGAUCGAAGAUGGACCUUUACUCUCAUACGAUGAUCCUCAAAACCAAGCUUUACUUCAAGCUAUCGAAUCUGGACGAGCACCACCCAGCGUAUUUGGAGUAAAGUUCAAUCAGAGAUUGAAUGUGGAAGUCGCACAAAGGAGAAGGGAAGAGUAUCAACCUCCACCUAAGAAACCUAUGAAAGCUUUCGGUGGAUCUGGAAACAGAUUAGGUUCGCCUGCUCCCGAAGUAGCAACUGCUUCAUCAUCUAGCAUGCCUGGUGGUUUACCUCAGGGUAUCUUAGCUGGUGGUUCUGGUACAUCGACUCCAGGUGCUUCCAACACGACUAGCAGCGCAGCGCCCACUAGUCAAAAUAAGUUUGAAGUGGAUGAAAGUAAACCUACUACUAGUAUACAGCUUCGAUUGGGUGACGGAACAAGGAUGGUUGCGAAAGUCAACCUUACUCACACAGUUGGUGAUCUCCGAAAUUACGUUUCAGCUGCUAGACCGGAUAGUCGAAGCUAUGUCCUCCAAACGACAUUCCCCAGUAAAGAAUUAUCUGAUCCAAGUGAAACCAUCGAAGCUGCCAAAUUGCAAAAUGCGGUUGUCGUACAAAGAUUCACAUAA
Messenger RNA from Kwoniella mangroviensis CBS 8507, 1437 nucleotides. RefSeq lists its product as uncharacterized. Gene Ontology annotation, cellular component: nucleus; cytosol. Gene Ontology annotation, biological process: proteasome-mediated ubiquitin-dependent protein catabolic process; membrane fusion; Golgi organization. NCBI's taxonomy places the organism in Eukaryota, Fungi, Basidiomycota, Tremellomycetes, Tremellales, Cryptococcaceae. Bases 1 to 1437 code for a protein of 478 amino acids. The transcript is spliced from 7 exons. The record is from RefSeq and is a predicted model, not a curated record. Gene Ontology annotation, molecular function: ubiquitin binding.